AUGAAGCUAUUCGGCGGGCUCGUUGCGUGGCGCGCUAACAAACAGGCCACGGUCACCACAUCUACGACGGAAGCUGAGCUGCUAUCCCUCUCGCAAGCAGCAAAGGAAGCGCUAUUUGCAAGCCGCCUGAUCUCCGCGCUAAACGUACACCUUCCAACAGAAGAAGCGCCGGAAGCGACGUUUCCCGCAGAAAAGCGCAGCACCGUUCGACUGGGGACAACGGAUCUAGUGACCCUUCAGACGCGCUUACGGCACGUGGAUAUUCACAACUACUGGCUACGACAAGAGGUCGCAGCGAAGCGCGUAUCCGUGGCAUACACACCGUCGUCAGAGCUUAUGGCAGACGGUCUGACGAAGAGUCUCGCGCUCCCACAGUUCCGCGAGUUCCGGAAGCAGGUCCGUAUGAGCGAACAGGCAGAGCUCCUGAAGCGGAAUCGGAGACGCGAAUUAGAAGAAGACGAAGAAGCGUGGGCCAAGAGAGCCGCGCAGGAAGACGUCUGGGCGGUCGAAGACCACGAGAAGCGCGCUCCGAGUGCCACGGGAAGCUCGUGA
This is a messenger RNA of Colletotrichum truncatum, 552 nucleotides long. Lineage: Eukaryota; Fungi; Ascomycota; Sordariomycetes; Glomerellales; Glomerellaceae. The record is from RefSeq and is a predicted model, not a curated record.